Messenger RNA from Penaeus monodon (black tiger shrimp), 1225 nucleotides. RefSeq lists its product as uncharacterized. NCBI's taxonomy places the organism in Eukaryota, Metazoa, Arthropoda, Malacostraca, Decapoda, Penaeidae. Gene Ontology annotation, molecular function: oxidoreductase activity, acting on the CH-OH group of donors, NAD or NADP as acceptor. The record is from RefSeq and is a predicted model, not a curated record.
UGAUCCUCGUCACAGGCGUGAGCGGCUACAUCGGCUCCCACGUCGCCAAGCUGCUCCUUGAGGAAGGCUACAAAGUCCGAGGCACCGUCAGGAGUCUCUCCAACGAGGCCAAGGUCGAGCCCCUCAAGAGCCUGGUGCCCGAUGCCAAGUUCCCCCUCGAGCUGGUGGAGGCCGACCUCACCAGGCCGUGGAAGGGUGCACGGGCGUCCUCCACGUGGCCAGCCCUUUCCCCGACCUCGUGAACCAACAGGUGGAGGAGGCAGGACUCGUGGACACGGCGAAGGACGGCACGCUGCAGGUCCUGAAGGCUGUCGCCGCUCACGCCGCAGCCUCCGUCAAGCGCGUUGUGGUCACGUCCUCUUUCGCUGCGGUCUCCGGAGAGCCAGUGCCAGACGGCGAGAAGACAUACACGGAGGAGGACUGGACGGACGCAGAGAGCACCACCAUAGACGCUUAUACGAAAUCGAAGGUCGUGGCGGAGAAAGCGGCCUGGGAUUUCGUCAAGGAGCUGCCAGACGACCAGAAAUUCGAGCUGGCGGUGAUUAACCCGACCUUCGUGCUGGGGCCGCCGCUGCUCGAGUCCCACAAGAGCGCCACGUCGGUCAACUUCAUGGCGCAGAUCGUCAACAGAGCCUACCCCGGGGUGCCGCGCGUGCAGUUCCCCAUCUGCGACGUGCGCGACGUGGCGAAGGCUCAUGUCAAGGCCCUAACAGCCCCUGAGGCCGUGAACAACCGCCACAUCAUCAGCACGGACAGCGUUUGGGUGAAGGACAUAGCCAUGGCGGCCUCGAAGGAGUUCAAACCCCAGGGGUACUCGAUUCCCACGGGGCAGCUUCCCUAUUUCCUCUGCUGGGUGGCUGGGCUCUUCAAUAAGGGCAUGAAGAACAAUAUCCUGCCGCGUCUGGGGAAGCAGAUUAAUGCUAGCAACAAGAGGAUGGUCGAAGUGCUGGGUGUCGAACCAACUGCUAUCGAUUGCACCGUGCAAGACAUGGUUUACGCUCUCGUUGAUCUCGGCAUCGUCCGCAAGGCUAAGAAAUACAAGCAGGUUGGAUCUCGAGCAGAGGUUCCGGCUGCAUUGAAACGCAGGAGUAAGAGUGAAGACUUUUCGGAACUCUCAAAAUUUCGCAUUUGGAUCAGCCUGAGUUUCGACAGCCCUACUGACUGCGGGGCGAUGCUGCAGACCUAUGAGUGAAGAGGCAGAUUGAGAUCGUGUCAGCCAGAGUGU